UGCUACUAAGACAUGAACAGGCUCUUGAGAAAUGCUGCAAACGCAAUGUUGAAGAGUUACGCAAAACUGAUCCUCACCACCUCGAAAACACUUAUACUCAAUUUCCAUUCAUUCCCUAAAACCCUAACCACCGCGGCCUCACCCCGAGACGAGUACUUCGCGGUGAUUCACCACGUCUCCAACAUCGUGCGCCGCGACUUUUACCUGGAACGCACCCUCAACAAGCUCCGUAUCCACGUCACCCCGGAGCUAGUCUUUCGUGUUCUCCGCGCGUGCUCCACCGCCCCCACGCCCUCCCUCCGCUUCUUCAACUGGGCUCUAUCCCACCCUUCCUACACCCCCACCUCUCUCGAGUUCGAACAAAUCGUCACCACCCUCGCCCACGCCAACAAUUACCAAACCAUGUGGUCCCUCAUCCGUCAAGUCUCCCUCCUCCACCGUCUCUCCCUCUCCCCUGCCGCCGUCGCCACCCUCAUCGACGCCUACGGUCACCACCGCCACAUCGACCAGGCCGUCGAGGUCUUCAACAAGGCCGCCGUCCUCAACUGUCCCCAAACCCUCCCGCUCUACAACGCCCUUCUCAAAUCCCUCUGCCACAACCGCCUCUUUCACGGCGCCUACGCCCUCCUCCGCCGCAUGCUCCGCAAGGGCGUCCACCCCGACAAGACAACCUACUCUGUCCUCGUCAACGCCUGGUGCUCCUCCGGCAAACUCCGCGAGGCCAAGCUCUUCCUCAGGGAAAUGAGUGACAAGGGCUUCAAUCCUCCCCUUCGUGGCCGCGACCUUCUCGUCGAAGGCCUGCUCAAUGCCGGUUACGUUGAAUCCGCCAAGGGAAUGGUCAGGAAGAUGAUCAAGGAAGGGAUCGUUCCCGACGUUGUAACUUUCAAUGCCGUGGUGGAGACAGUGUGCAAGGAAGACGUUCAAUUUUGCGUUGAUCUUUAUCACGAGGUUUGUGCUUUAGGGAUGGUUCCUGAUGUCAACACUUACAAGAUUCUCAUUCCGGCUGUUUCAAAAAGUGGCUCCAUUGAUGAGGCAUUUAGGUUGCUCAACAAUUUCGUUGAGGAUGGUAACCGUCCAUUUCCUAGCUUGUAUGCGCCUGUUAUUAAGGCUCUGUGUAGGAGAGGGCAGUUUGAUGAUGCUUUUUGUUUCUUUGGGGAUAUGAAGGCCAAGGCACAUCCCCCUAACCGCCCUCUCUAUACCAUGUUGAUUACCAUGUGCGGUCGCGCUGGGAAGUUUGUGGAGGCCGCUAACUACCUCUUUGAAAUGACUGAGAUGGGGUUGGUCCCCAUCUCGCGCUGUUUUGACAUGGUCACUGAUGGGUUGAAGAAUUCUGGCAAACAUGAUUUGGCUAGUAGAGUGCAACAGCUCGAAGUUUCUAUCCGUGGUGUUUGAUGCAUCAUGUAUUUGCCUCUACCAUUAUUUACCAUUAUUGCCCAUGCCCUGCCUCUCUCAAGCUCAAAAGUUCUCUAUACAUUGGAAUAUAGAAUAACGUACAUUACAUAACACAUUGUGAAUGAAUGACCUUUGAAAACCUGAGCAAACCACAUUUGUGACGUGUAAGACGAGACAGACAGACGGAGCAAAGAGAAUGUUUUCAUUAUAAAUAUAUUACUAUCAUUUAGCACAUGAGUGUCCUGGGAAUAUGCAUUCUUUAUCUCGGAUGCAUAACCAUUUUUUUCUCUAGUUCCAAUACCAUCAGGUUUCUUCCCAUAAAAGAGGAAUAAGAAAUGGACCAAAAGCUCUGAAACCUAUCCCCGUGAUUGUCCUAUGCAAGCAAGACUUUGUCUGUUUCGCCUUAUUGUUUGCCAUUAUUUGGAAAAGUGAAAGUGAUGAUGGUGUUAGGACUUGUGAAGAUGGCUAAGAAGAAGAAAAUGGAUUGAGGCAUGACAAAGAAUGAUGGACUGGCCUCAUGCAUAUAGCCUGACAGCCGACACUCAUAGAAGAUCAACAUCAUAGCAGUCUUAGAAGCUCAACAUCUUAGCAUACAACAUGACAAACAUCAUAUAGGAGCUUGACUAGCAGUAUGAUAGCUUAGUAGUUAGCGUGGAAGCUGGACUAGCAUUAUAAUCAUUCUGACAGGAAGCAUGAGAGCUCAACAGGAAGCAUGAGAGCUCGGUUGGUAGUAUAACUAACCCGAUAGGCAGAAUGAAAGCUUGGCAGGUAACAUGGAAACUCUACAGCCAUUAUUUAUAUAUUUAAAAAUAAGGAAACUAAAGUUUGCUCUAUCCAUGGACCCAUGUUGUAAGCCCGGGUGAUUAUCAUCAUAAUGUUUGGAUUUUUAACGUUGUUAAACCUAUUUAUGAAUAUUGUAUAUUUAAAUUAUUUGUUUCUUUGAUUGAUUCUUAUAUAUUAUAUAAAUUCUUUGCAA
Molecule: messenger RNA, 2368 nt
Organism: Vigna umbellata (rice bean)
Lineage: Eukaryota; Viridiplantae; Streptophyta; Magnoliopsida; Fabales; Fabaceae
Product: Pentatricopeptide repeat (PPR) superfamily protein
Molecular function (GO): protein binding; mRNA binding
Source: RefSeq, a predicted model, not a curated record